Sitophilus oryzae (rice weevil) is the source of this 1685-nucleotide messenger RNA. Its product is annotated as N-acetyl-D-glucosamine kinase. NCBI's taxonomy places the organism in Eukaryota, Metazoa, Arthropoda, Insecta, Coleoptera, Curculionidae. The record is from RefSeq and is a predicted model, not a curated record. Gene Ontology annotation, molecular function: N-acetylglucosamine kinase activity. Bases 428 to 1474 code for a protein of 348 amino acids. The transcript has a single exon.
GAAAGUCUUUUUAAGACAUAACAUUUUUACUUCAAUCCAUUUUCGCCAUUGUAUUCGAACUGAAGGAUGCUCUCUUUUGAAAGAAGCAUGCGCAGUAAUCUUUCCACCCCCGUAUUAUCGACAAAAUUUCGUCAUCCAUAGUUCUCUGAUACUAAUUGUAAUUUUGUUGUAGAUUGCGUUCCUAGCUUUGCGGCUGAUAACAGCCUAUGAAACAAGAUAACUGCCAGGCUGAUAUUAAAUAGAUAUCGAGGAAGUUGAACCAGUCAUCGGCGAAGGUUGCCCUGGUGUGCCGCAUAUUCUACUCGAGUUCAACCACUUUCUCCGAGACGAUGUUACGCUGCGUAUCGUCAUCGCGUCGUUUAUAAUUUAGUCUGAGUCUCGCCGCGUGUACUAACAAUUUAUUUCGGUCGCGGUCAAAUACGCUAAAAUGUCCAGCGACAUUAUCGGUGGAAUUGAAGGCGGCGCGUCACACACGUACGUGGUAUUAAUGAACCCACAAGGAGAAGUGAUAGGGGUCGCCAAAGGCUUGGGAACAAAUCAUUUCCUGAUUGGCAUGGACGAAUGUCGAAAAAGGAUUGCCGAACUCGUCGAUAAAGCUAAAACGCACGCGGGAAUCCCAACAGAUACUCCUCUGGCCGGUCUAGGGCUAAGUCUCAGCGGCUGUGAAGUCGAAGAAUCCAAUCAGAAGCUGGUCGAAGGAUUCCUAGUGACGUAUCCGAAUCUAUCGCAGCGAUAUUAUUGUGCUUCGGACACCUGUGGAUCCAUAGCCACAACGAGCAACAAAGGAGGUGUAGUUUGUAUAGCUGGCACCGGUUCAAAUACUCUGCUCAUUAAUCCAGAUGGUAGCAGGACGCAGUGCGGGGGCUGGGGAAAUAUACUUAGUGACGAGGGUAGUGCGUGGAACAUAGCAUAUCUAGGGAUUAAGUACUGUUUCGACGAUUUAGAUAAUUUUCACAAAGCUCCGCAUCCGAUCGACAAGGUUUGGACUUUAAUUAAGAGACAUUUUAACAUCCGGGACCAAUUCGGUAUGCUGGACAUUGUAUACAGAAAUUUCGAUAAGUCUAGAAUAGCUUUACUGUGUAAGUAUUUAGCCGAGUUAGCGACGGAAGGUGAUCCGUUGGCUAAUAACAUUUUUAACACGGCUGGUACAGAUCUUGCCAGAAGCAUAGCAGCAGUAGCGGAUAAAGCGGCACCAGAAUUGAUGAACAAAAAAGGCGGUUUAAACGUCGUAUGUGUCGGUUCAGUGUGGUUAAGUUGGGACUUAUUAAAAGAUGGGUUUGUUACAUAUUUAAACGAGAACUCAAAUAUUGAAAGACUAAGUUUAUUGAGACUUAAAACUGAAAUGGGAGUAGGUGCCGCGCUGAUGGCAUCUGAUAAAUUGAAAUUGAGAUUGGACAGGGACUACUCCAAAAAUUAUACUAUUUUUUACUCGUAUAGUAAAAGAAGUGAGUGUAACUGCAACAAUAAAUUAUAAUUUAAUCAAUUUACGAUAAUUGCAUUAAAACAUCGACAUUUUGAAAUCCGAUACUUCUUUGAAAAAUUUUGAUUCAUUUAAAUAACUGAAGAACGCUAUUUUUACGCAUAAUACAGGGUGGUCCGAACUGUAUUGCGGAAACUUCGGCAGCAUGCUCUGCAGCUAAAAAUAAAUAAAAAAGUUCGUAUAAAUGUAAGUCCUUAGAAAUUUC